This is a messenger RNA of Aaosphaeria arxii CBS 175.79, 1392 nucleotides long. RefSeq names its product mitochondrial carrier protein-like protein. The transcript is spliced from 3 exons. The record is from RefSeq and is a predicted model, not a curated record. Gene Ontology annotation, molecular function: S-adenosyl-L-methionine transmembrane transporter activity. Bases 173 to 1252 code for a protein of 359 amino acids. Gene Ontology annotation, cellular component: mitochondrial inner membrane. Lineage: Eukaryota; Fungi; Ascomycota; Dothideomycetes; Pleosporales.
AGACCGCAUCCGUGCUAGUUCCGAUAGUCGGGCCCAGCCAGAAAAUUCGCGAACCACUGGCGGGCCUUUUGCCAUUUUCCCUCUCAUAUAAUCCACGGCACGGCCCUCACACUUCACAAAACCAUGUAUCUUUCCGUCGUCACUCCCGCGAAGGAUCCGCUCGCCUCCCCAUAUGUCCAUGUCCGGUAACACGAGUUCGGACAUCCUCAUCGCGGGCGCAUUCGCAGCUUUCUCGGUCGAUCUGCUCGUAUAUCCUCUCGAUACCCUGAAGACGCGCUUCCAGUCUCCCAAUUACUACCGCUACUAUGUCAAUCCCACGACACAGGCGCCCAAGCCCGCGCUCUUCCGCGGUCUCUACCAAGGCCUCUUCAGCGUCAUCAUAGCAACAUUGCCAUCCUCAGGAGCAUUCUUCACCACAUACGAGCAGACCAAAUCGCUCCUAACCUACCUCAACCCACCGUCCGCACACAGUAGCAGCAAUGCAGGCCUCAUUCCCGCGCCCAUCAUUCACUCGACAGCCUCGUCGAUCGCCGAGCUCGUCUCCUGCGCCAUCCUAACGCCCGCGGAGGUGAUCAAGCAGAACGCACAGAUGGUGAAAGCCGGGUCUCCCACCAACGCCACGCUCCAGACGCUCAAGAAGUUUCGCUCGAACCCGACGGCGCUGUGGCGCGGAUACACGGCGCUGGCCGGACGCAACUUGCCCUUCACUGCGCUGCAAUUCCCCAUGUUCGAGAAAAUGAAGCUUGCGAUCAAGGAGUACAGGGCUAGGGAGGGCCUCGCGACGGGCACGAUCUUGGAAAGUGGAAUCAUCACAGCUGUGAGCGCCGGGUCUGCGGGUGCGGUCGCGGCGGUCGUCACAACGCCAAUUGAUGUCGUCAAGACGAGGAUCAUGCUGUCUGCAGCGGACGACGCAGCGCACGAGGCUGCUAAGUCGUUAUCUCAACCCAAGAGCAACGGUCUUGUUGACGCAUUUGGAAAGUCUGUAGAAAAGGGCAAAGGCACGUUGAAAGCCGCUGCCGAGAACCUCAACCCUGUCGCAAGCGGACAGAAAAAGAGCAGCAGUAGCAGUGCAUGGCGCAUUGGCAAGGAAAUCAUGCGGGAGAAGGGCUUCAAGGGACUCUGGAGGGGUGGCGCGCUGAGAGCCGUAUGGACGUUCGUCGGGAGCGGAUUGUACCUGGGCGUCUACGAGAGCGGUCGCGUGUACCUCGCCAACAGGAGAGGCGAACAUGUGGAUGAGGAAGACCUGCUAUGAAAAGAGCGAUGGGCAAUUAUUUGAGCAUGGCUAUCACUGCACUUCUGUUCCUACUGCUACAUUCCCUUAUAGGGGUGAGGAUAAGAGAUAGAGAGUACUCUGUAUAUAUAGAUAGGUAAACAAUAAACACUACAUAACAC